Chinchilla lanigera (long-tailed chinchilla) is the source of this 2437-nucleotide messenger RNA. RefSeq names its product nuclear transport factor 2-like export factor 2 (gene Nxt2). Gene Ontology annotation, cellular component: nuclear pore central transport channel. The coding region runs from base 246 to 674 and encodes 142 amino acids. The transcript has 5 exons. Gene Ontology annotation, biological process: protein import into nucleus. Lineage: Eukaryota; Metazoa; Chordata; Mammalia; Rodentia; Chinchillidae. The record is from RefSeq and is a predicted model, not a curated record.
GGUUUUAGUUUGGCUAGAACGCCUGUUGGGAAAUUAGCGUGCUUUCGUUUUGAGCACCUGGUUUACAAAAGCAGAUUUUUUUUUCUUUUAAACUAAGAAAUAUUCGGCAAGUAAAUAAAGAAGGGGGAUCGGCGGGAUCGGUUGGAACUGAAAGGAGGUGCGAUUUAGAUUUAAGCAAAAGGAGCCGGAUCUGGAAGGACGAAGUGACGCCGCCACAGCCGGACAAGAAUUCUUCGGGCUCCCUGAUGGCCAUGGCCGUGGAUUUUAAGACUUAUGCAGACCAGGCAUGCAAAGCUGCCGAGGAAUUUGUCAAUAUUUAUUAUGAGACGAUGGACAAAAGAAGAAGGGCACUUGUCAGGCUGUAUCUGGACAAGGCCACUAUAGUAUGGAAUGGAAAUGUUGUUGUGGGUCUGGACGCAAUAAAUAACUUCUUAGAGAUGUUGCCUUCUAGUGAGUUCCAGGUUAAUACGUUAGAUUGCCAACCAGUACAUGAGCAAGCUACACAGUCCCAGAAUACAGUUCUUGUGGUGACCAGUGGAACCGUGAAAUUUGAUGGAAACAGACAGCACUACUUCAACCAGAACUUCCUGCUGACUGCUCAAGCCACUCCUAGCAGCACCGUGUGGAAGAUUGCAAGUGACUGCUUCCGUUUUCAAGACUGGGCUAAUAGUUAAAAGGGCAAAAGUCAAUUUUUUGGUCCUUUCGGUCCAGCAACAGAAUUGUAAAAGCACUAUAAAUUAGUAUGUUCUGAAACUAAAAUUCUUCAAUAUUUUCUUAUUCCUAGUAGCAUGUUUUCUAGUAACUACCAGUUUGGAUUGUUGCCCUUAAGAGCUUUAAUGCUAGUUUUUGCCAUGCCUUUUAUACAUUCCACUGAUGACAUUCUCAAAGUAUUAUUCGACAUAUAAUUGUGGUACUAACAUACUCACUGUGAACCCAGCCUAUUGCAAAAAUCCUUUUGUAAUACUAUCUGUGGGAUGUCAGCACAACCUAACACUCUGGGAGGAAGUAGAAUUUUUUUGAUUAUUAUUUUUGUAGUAAAACUUGCCUAUUUUCAGUUAAUACUCAUAAUGCAGUUUUUAAUAUGUAAGUAUAGCCUUUUCAGGUCAGUUCAAUUUAGGUUUACCUAAAUACUCUGACAUAUUAAAAUUCAAUGUGGAGAUGUUCAACAGUCUUUUUUCAUACUAAAUUUUCUUAUGUUGACAUGUUUCCUUAUCAAGUGAGUUAACUAGAGAGGUGAAAAUUAUUUUCUCUUGAUACCGAACCCUUAAGUACACUUGGCUUAAAAGCAAAACCUAAAAACAUUUUUCUUGGCAGCUCCAGGUCUGUAUAUUUAGGGAAUGUGUAAUAGCAGAACUGGUGUUUUUAAUGUGAGAAAGAGGAAAUGCAAAAAUCCAAGGUUAAAGACAAAAAUAAAGUGGGGAUGACCCAGUGGUAACAUUUUGGUACUUGGUUUCUACCUUCUACAAAGGUUCUGAGAAUUGUCAUCAAUAUAUAUCUCAAUUUAUUCAAGAAUGGGGGUAAAAUGUCAGCAAUAAGCCUGACCUGACAGGGUCUACCAGGAAAGUUGGAAACAAAGCCAUUCGUCUCUCUUUGUUAUACCCUUAACUUCUAAGUCUUCCAUUUAAACUUCAGGCUCAGAGACUUUUAUGUAUUACCCACCCCCAAAUGAGUGGUUUCCCCGCCCUAUGCUUUGUACUGUCAGCUGUAUCAUCUAGUAUUUUAAUUAAAGUUGAUUUUAUGAUUUAUUCUUCCAUAUGGCAUUGGACAAAGAGAUCUGUCUUAAAACAGUUUUCUCUUAUGUGACUAAGCCUUUGGCUUUUAAAAGGGAAAACAGAACAAUAGAUAAUCAUGAUAACUUUCAAAAGAACAAAAUAAUUUUUAUGUCUAUACUUCUGAAGCAAAAAAACCUGGCUGUGAUUUUUGGGUAAAACUUGCUAGUCUUUGCAAUUUUGUAAUGUUUUUAAGCUAGACAUGCAGCUUUGUUUAUACAUUACAGCCAAAAUUAAUGUUUUUAUUAAAUUCAUUUAGUCUUGCAGAAAACUAUACACUGUAUUUCUGAUAUAUUACCAAAACAAACUUAAAUAGUGGAAGGGGAUGGAACUGAUAUUUAAACCGCACCUUCUUGUUGAGCCAAUCAGAAUUGACACAUUAUGGUAUUCUACUCAAAAGUGAGGUGAUUCUUAUCUUAGAUUUUUUUAAACAACAGCUUUAGCAACAAUAAAAAAUGCCCAAAUAUUGUCCUUUUCAUUGUAGAGAACAAUCACAAAUAAAAGCUGUGUAUAAGUAGCAAUAACUGAACAGCUGUAAAUUACUUUCUCUAAACUAUAACUUUGAAAUGGAUGGACAUGCUCUUGUAUGGACUAGACUGUAUUUUUGACAUGCUCAUAUUUUUAUAACUUGAAAAAUAAAGUUUGCCUGUGGCAAGUUUUCUCAAUAA